Messenger RNA from Cyprinodon tularosa, 2435 nucleotides. RefSeq names its product motile sperm domain containing 2 (gene mospd2). The coding region runs from base 455 to 2026 and encodes 523 amino acids. The transcript is spliced from 16 exons. Lineage: Eukaryota; Metazoa; Chordata; Actinopteri; Cyprinodontiformes; Cyprinodontidae. The record is from RefSeq and is a predicted model, not a curated record.
CCGUUAAGUGAGAGCAGACUAUACUGGAAGCUGCCCCCUUUUUCACUCUUCUUUGUCACCAAAACGAACGGAGUUUUAACCCUUCUCUGAACAUCUACAGCACAGUUACACGUCACGAUGUCCACAUGAGCUGACAGUUUCCUGCUGAUGGCUGCUGUCCCCUCUGUUGCCUUCAGGAACGCGUUGACUUCACGUGCAAAGGAGAAGCUGCGGAAGUUUAGCCAGUUUCUUUCGCUUCCAUUGCAGGCUGGGUCUUGGUUGCAGAUAAACAAAACUGCCCCGGCUGGGAGGUGUGGCCACGAGCGGAGCCAACAUGGCGGCGUCAGGAUUCCGGUUUCUUACUUUUAGCUGUGAUUCAUUAGUGCAGCUAGUUUGCUAACUUAGCAGCCAGGGGGGAAAAAAGAAAACACAAUAACAACGCGGAACUACGACAGAGCCGGGUGGACGGUUGAAUAUGGCAGAUCAUGAUCCGCAGCAGGGAGAGCAGGAUCUUGAGAAGAAAAUCGAUGAGACCAGGCAAAGAUUCAAUAGCGAGUUACUUAAAGACUCAACAGAUAAGUAUGACUCCAGGGACGUGGAGAGGCUUGAGCAGGACGAUGCUUUGGUAGAAGCCUACCUCACAUGGAGGCAGUAUGUGGUGGAUGAUGCCUUAAAGAUGAUAGAUGAUAGUCUGCUCUGGAGAAAAGAGUUAGGUGUAAAUGAUAUUACUGAGAGCACCAUUCCCAGGUGGAUGUUUGAGUCCGGUGCCGUCUACCUCCAUGGCUACGACAAAGAAGGCAACAAGCUCUUCUGGUUUAAGGUGAAGCUGCAUUUUAAAGAUGCAAAGACGGCUGUGGACAAGAAGAAGUACAUCGCCUUCUGGUUGGAGCGCUAUGCGAAGAAGGAACCUGGGAUGCCUCUCACUGUCGUGUUCGACAUGACAGACUCUGGCAUUGGCAAUAUUGACAUGGACUUUGUAAAGUAUGUCAUUAAUUGCUUCAAAGUGUACUAUCCAAAGUUUUUAUCCAAAAUGAUCAUUGUGGAUAUGCCUUGGAUCAUGAACGCUGCGUGGAAAAUUGUGAAGUCCUGGUUGGGUCCCGAAGCCAUCGCUAAGCUCAAGUUUGCUUCCAAAGCUGAGGUCCAGACGUUUAUAGGUCCAGAGUACCUUCCGUCCCACCUGGGUGGAACGGAUCCCUUCAAGUACACCUACCCCCCUCUGCCAGACGAUGACUUCCAAACACCGCUCAGUGAGAAUGGACCGAUCGUCAGCGAGGACGACAUGGAGAGCAAGGAGGGUGAGAUGGAGAGCAGAGAAACCCUGGAAUCCAGCUUCAACUCUGAGAUUGUGGCAAAGCCCAAAAAGGUGAAUUUUCUAGAAGAGAGCUUGAGGUCAGACGAUGGUGAAAGAGACACAAACGUGAGGGUGAAAGGAGUCAGGAAGCCACAGACCACUUUCAAAGGUCUUCUGUUAGAUGUCAGUCCUGCUGAGGAGCUGAGCUUUGGGUCUGCAGAGAACGAGAAGAAAUGCCUCAUUAUUCUGAGUAACGUCACCAAAAAUCAGGUGGCCUUUAAGGUUCGUACUACAGCACCUGAGAAGUACAGAGUAAAGCCCAGCAGCAGUAGCUGUGAACCAGGGGCCUCGGUGGACAUAGUGGUGUCCCUACAUGGAGGUUCUCAGGCCUCCCCUCAAGACAGAUUUUUGAUCAUGGCUGCUGAAAUGGAGAACGUCGGAUCGCAGGAACUUACUCAGUUCUGGAAAGAAAUCCCAAAAAACAAGGUGAUGGAACACCGAUUGCGUUGUCAUGUUCUGGAUAGUAUUAAACCGGCAGCCAACCCUCGCAGGGACAGCUUGGGGGAGACGUCAACCAGUGGACAGCAGGAGUUGAACUCCGCACUUAUGCGAGUGAUGGCCUGCAACUCUAGGCUGGAGCAGAAAAUGAAUUCCUGUCUGUGGGUGCAGAAGGUUCUGACUGGCUUGGUGCUAGUCCUCAUAGUGCUGAACCUGCAGUGUCUCUACCUGCUGGGUACAGCUCAGCGGCCGUCUUGACCUACUGCAGCACCGUCCGCCUGCGUCUGUCAGCGCCGGAGGAGGUGCUGACACUUCCAGCUGGGCCACAGUUGACCACCUGAUGGGACGCGGAUCCUCUGUCCCACGCGUCCAGUUUCCUCCGACUGCUGUCCAGCAGGGGAGAAGAAGUACUUCCAGGACAAGUCAGUCAAUGGGAGCUAAAGAAGAAGGAAAUAUUAUUCUGCCGUUUUCUCAGUUAAUGUAACAGAGACAAUUGUAGGUUCUUUAAUGGCUGAUCCUGAAAACAUAAUUUAAAUUAAUAACAUUUAUUAAAAUUUGUUGGAAAGAUUAGUCAUAUUAAGCUUUAUUUAGGAUUUUUUUAUAUGUAUGAAUCUACAAAAAAUCUAUUUAAACCUACACAAUAUGAAAUAAACCCUUUUUAUUCAUG